AAUAAUAUUUUAAAUAAAUUUCAUUAACAACAAAUUGUGAAAAACAAACAUUAUUUGGAUUACAAAGUGAACAACAACAUCAAUUUAUUGCCAUUCGAUUGGAUUUUUAACAACAACAAAAAACAUAAACCAUGACCGUUACUGCCUUUGCCGCCGCCAUGCACCGACCAUUCUUUAACGGAUAUCCAUCUAUGCAAGACAUGAAUGCCGGCCAAGGUCGCGUAAAUCAGCUGGGCGGUGUUUUCAUCAACGGCCGUCCCUUGCCAAACAGCAUUCGUCUAAAGAUUGUCGAAAUGGCUGCUGAGGGCAUCCGUCCCUGUGUCAUUUCGCGACAGCUCCGCGUCUCCCACGGCUGCGUUUCAAAGAUCUUGAAUCGUUACCAAGAGACUGGAUCCAUUCGUCCCGGUGUCAUUGGAGGCUCCAAGCCACGCAUUACCACUCCCGAAAUUGAAAAUCGCAUUGAAGAAUACAAACGUGCCAACCCUGGCAUCUUCUCGUGGGAAAUUCGCGAUAAACUUAUUCGUGAUGGCAUUUGCGAUCGCACCACUGCUCCAUCGGUCUCGGCCAUAUCGCGCUUGGUUCGUGGCCGUGAUGCUGCCCCCGAACACUCCGAUGAUCAACAACAUCAAAAGAGUUCAUCCGGUUCCGAUGCUGCCACCAAUUCCCAUGAAGACCUCUCGGAUUGUGAAAGUGAACCUGGUAUUGCCCUGAAACGCAAACAACGUCGCAGCCGCACCACAUUUUCCGCCAUGCAACUGGAAGAGUUGGAGAAGGCCUUUGAACGCACCCAAUACCCUGACAUCUAUACCCGUGAGGAAUUGGCUCAACGCACCAACCUGUCGGAAGCUCGCAUCCAAGUUUGGUUCAGCAACCGUCGUGCCCGUUUGCGCAAGCAAAACACCUCGGGUGGUAACAGCGGUGUUGCCGGCGGUCAAGUCCCUCUAAUGGCUGGCAUGGGUUCCUCAUACCCCACCAUGUCUCAUCAUGUUCCAUAUGCUGCCAUGAUGCCCUCUGAAGCUUCGGUGGCUGCUGCUGCCUAUCAACAACAAAUGUACGAUUUCUAUGCUGGCCACCCCUCGACAGCUGCUGUCGCCGCUGCCGCCGCCGCACCAGUCGUCAACACCAAUGCUUCGGCUGCCUUGACUCCACCCCAUCAUCAGCUAUACAACAAUGGCGCCCAAUAUGCUACCGCCUCCGCUACCACUGCCAGUACCAACAUGAACAUGAAUGCCACUUCCACCGCCACCUAUGUUCCAACACAACAUGCCAGCUAUGCUGCAGAAAAUGAAACCACCGCUCCAAUUGUUCCACGCAAUGACAGUCCCAGUGAAUCGAUUAACUCAGCCUAUGGUUCCUCCAACAUUCAAUUGCCACCCACUCCCAAUAGCCUUUCUGCUGUUAUGGGUGCUGGUCCUCAUUCCGUCAAUGGCAAUAGCCAUGAAGAUUUGCAAGCUGCCUUGAAAUCGGAAACUUCCAACAAUGUUGUUCAACAACAUCAUUACAACAGCUGGCAGCAAACCCAAAAUACCUCAGCCACAGCUGUUAGACCCUCGGCUCCAUUAUCCCCUGAGGAUUCCCUGAAUUCUUCAGGACUCGAAUCGAAUGUUCAGACCAAUGCCACAACAACCAAUUCGGCUCAUCACAUGUAUCCUCAUUCGGCCGCCGCCGCUGCUGCUGCCUCUCAAUACUCUUCCUACUCUCAUCACAAUGCUCAUCACUCGCAAUACGCUCACCAAUAUUCCAGCCAACAAUUGCCUUUCGCUCCUCAUGCCAGCACAACAGCCGCCGCUGGAGCCACUGCUUCUGGCCACUUCAUGCAACAAAACUUCCCCAGCUUCAGUUCACCAUCGAAAAUGAACUAUGCCGGUGUUCCUCAACAUUUCUACCCCACCUGGUAUUGAAAAGUGUUUCCAGUUCAGUACACCAUUAAGUGCGAGCUGGGCUUACACUUUUCACUUGGCGAUACCAAAGAUUUGGCGGAUGUUUGUUAAUCUAUUUUUUGUACAAAUUUUAUACAUUUUUUCGAUUUUUUAUUUUGUUUUAUGAGGCUUUUAUUAAUAGUUUUUUUUUAUUGUAAAUAUUUAGAAAUUGUAUAUUUAGUUGUAGUUAAAUAUUUUUUUUUAGGUUUUAAGAUUAAUUUUAAGUUUUAUUUUUAUUCUCAAAAUAUAUAAUUCAUUUGAAAAAUUAAA
Messenger RNA from Musca domestica (house fly), 2189 nucleotides. It is a transcript of the gene prd, whose product is annotated as segmentation protein paired. The record is from RefSeq and is a predicted model, not a curated record. Bases 132 to 1901 code for a protein of 589 amino acids. Gene Ontology annotation, molecular function: DNA-binding transcription factor activity, RNA polymerase II-specific; RNA polymerase II cis-regulatory region sequence-specific DNA binding. The transcript has 2 exons. Gene Ontology annotation, biological process: regulation of transcription by RNA polymerase II; anatomical structure development. NCBI's taxonomy places the organism in Eukaryota, Metazoa, Arthropoda, Insecta, Diptera, Muscidae.